GCCCAUCACUUUUCCCUCAAGAUAUCUGUUAUAUAUAGAAACGGUAAACAUGUUUUACUACCCAAAUGUCCUCCAACGCCAUUCUGGAUGUUUUUCCACAAUUUGGUUAGCAGCCACCAGAGGUAUCAGGGUCACUCGCAGAGAGCUUCUCAAAGUCAAUGUCAAGCGAACAUGCGGGGACAUUGUGGACUAUGUGACAGCUCAGGUUCCUCCACCGCAGUCCGACCUACCGAAGCCUCGGUUCUCUCUCUACCUGUCGUCCCAGCUGCAGUAUGGAGUGGUUGUAGUCUACCACAGGCAGUGUGGCUUCCUGCUUGAGGAGGUUCAACAGACCAUUGACCGCCUGCUGCGCUCUAAAAGAUGCAUACGUAUUGACAUGGCUGAGUGUGACAGGCUGGCCUUGGAUGUGCCUGACAACCUGUACAAUAUGGAGGAGGCCGAGGGAGCUCAGGACCCGUUCUUCGGUCUCAUGGAAUCACACCAACUGCCCAGCCCCUAUAAAAUACACCAGCCAGUGUUGGUGAUUGAAGAGGCAGGUUCACAGCACUCCCUGGUGCCCAGUCCCCACACCACACUCGACAAAGAGGGUUUCAGGUCACCUCCAGCUGCCAUCACCCUGAGAGAGAAGGAGCUCAUCACCACUGCUGAGUAUCAUUUUGAGGGAGAUGACCUUCCUGAAGCCACAGCCAGAGAGAUUGACUUGUUGAUGGAUCAACCAGACCAGUUCCGUGGAGAAGUGGAGGAGCAGCUCACAGAGGGGAGGACCAGGAAACUUGAAGGAGCCAUGUCCUCUAUUGACCGGCUGAAGGAGACGGUGCUAGGAGCAGAGCGGGACAGUGUGUGGCUGCUAGACGAAGAGUCAGGUCUGCCCGUGGAGGUGCCUCUGGCAGCUGUUGCCCUAGAGAUGACCCCACUGCAGGUUUCCAUGCCAACUACACCCUCAGGGGCAUCUGGGAAAAAGGGGGACCGAGCAACAGAAAGUCCCUAUGAAGAGGGGAUUGUCCUUCCUCUUAGGAAGACCCGUGGAGGUCGCAGGCGUCAACUGGUCUUUGCAGACCCUGAGGUCCAGAUAUCUGACAAAGCAAUGGGGGAACAGAUCCGAAACCCGCUGGCUGAGACACUGGACCUGUCCCAGGUGUUGCUGGACUUGCCCUCCUUGACUAAGCGUGCCACUCCUGCUCAGCUCUUCAGCGCCCCCUGUGGAUGCCUCCUCCAUGCUGACCUCCAGUCACUAUGGAAACAGCGGGCCUCGCUCACUGUCCUGUCUGGACAUGGGGAGAAACCGAAAGGGGAGGAGGAGGAAGAAGAGGAGGAGGAGGCGGCGAGAGGGGAGUCAGAGCAGGACAGAGAGAUACUGAGGGCAGAGAGGAAGAGGAGGCACUCAAGCAUGAGAGAGAUAUCCAGUGAGUCAGGACUGCAACCCGCAGAGGGCUCAUCUGCAUUGGACAUUAUCCUGGACAUGUCCAAAGAGGACAAAUCUGUGAGCGAUGUGAUCACUCCUGUAAGCAGAUGGUCUCCACAAGAGGAGGCCCAGCUAUCAAUGGAGCCAAUAGCAGAGGAGACCAUUGAGAUGCCCGAGGCUCAGACUGACGCAGUAAGCAAGGACAUGCUGAGCUGGAUCUCCUCCAGCCUGCAGAGGUUCGGAGAAGCCAGCUUCGGCUCUCUGGUGCCCCCAGAGGCCGACCGCACCGCUGUAGCUCACACACUCUACAAACUGCUGGAGCUGCUGUCUGCUGGACGUGUGAGUGUGCGACAGACUGAACCCUACAGUGUCAUCAGCAUAACCCCUGCAGCGCUCAGGAUGACAGCCUGA
Molecule: messenger RNA, 1813 nt
Organism: Morone saxatilis (striped sea-bass)
Lineage: Eukaryota; Metazoa; Chordata; Actinopteri; Moronidae
Gene: rec8b
Product: REC8 meiotic recombination protein b
Exons: 18
Coding region: 50-1813 (587 amino acids)
Biological process (GO): replication-born double-strand break repair via sister chromatid exchange; synaptonemal complex assembly; mitotic sister chromatid cohesion
Cellular component (GO): synaptonemal complex; cohesin complex
Molecular function (GO): protein binding; chromatin binding
Source: RefSeq, a predicted model, not a curated record